AUGUAUUUCCUCGCCCUCCUCCUACUCCUCUGGAGCACCGCCUUCCCCCUUUCCACCGCUAACCCCCAUAACAAAACCCUCCUACAACUCCUCCACGAAGCCGACGCCGAAGCCGACCCCCCAACAUUCUCCACCCCUCUCCCACCGAGCCUCGACCCAUGGUACCGUCCCCCCUUCACCUACGACUGGAGGCGAACCGAGCCAGGGCAAGUUCUCAAGGUCCGACGCGCACCCCUGCUCAACUACACCGUGCCCAACGCGCUGCGCGCCUACCAGCUCCUCUACCGCUCCACCGACAGCAACUACGACCCGGCCUGGGACGUGACGACGGUCAUCAUCCCCCAGCGGCACGCGCGCUGCCCCGACCCGAGCUCCAACUCCACCACCUCCACCACCUCCUCCUCCUCAACCCCCCCACACCCACACCCAAACCGAAAACCACUCACCCCCUGGUGCGCGCACGCCCUCCUCUCCUACCAGCUCCCCUACGACACCUGCAACGUCGACGCCAGCCCCUCCUACGGCCUCUACCUGGGCGACCCCUAUGGCGAGAUCGCCGACGCGCUCUCGCUGGGCUGGUUCGUCGCCGUGCCCGACUACGAGGGCCCGCGCGCGAGCUACGCGGCGGGCGUGCAGGCCGGGCACGCGACGCUGGACGGGGUGCGCGCGGUGCUGCAGGUGGCGGGGCAUUUUGGGUUAAGGUUGGAGGUGGCCAAGGUCGCGCUGUGGGGGUAUAGCGGUGGUGCGCUGGCGACGGAGUGGGCGGCCGAGCUGUCGGUGCAGUACGCGCCGAAGAUGCGGAUCGCGGGGUUCGCGCUGGGGGGGCUGACGCCGAAUGUGACGAGCGUGACGGAGUAUUUGAAUGGGACCGGGGGGGCGGGGCUGAUUCCGCAGGGGUUGAUGGGGAUUUCGUCGCAGCAUUGGGAUGCGCGGAGGUGGAUUGUGAGUCGGUUGAAGCCGGCGCUGAGGGAGGUGUUUUUGAGUGUCAAGAAGAUGACGGCGGCGCAGGCGAUUCUGGCGUUUCAGUAUCAGGAUAUCUACUCGUAUUUCGUGGGGGGUUAUGAUGACCUGCACACGCGGGUCAUGCAGAACAUGUACGAUGUGGACGGGUAUAUGGGGUAUCAUGGGGUGCCGAGGAUGCCCGUGUUCAUCUACAACGCCAUCAGCGACGAGCUGAGUGAUAUCAAGGAUGUGGACGCGCUGGUGGACAGGUUCUGUGGUGUCGGGGCCAACAUCCUGUACCAUCGGAACACGGUCGGGACUCAUACGCAGGAGCUUGUCAACGGGAGACCGAGGGCGUUUGCCUGGCUGCGGAGUGUGUUGGAUGGGAGCUAUGAUGAGCUCUACUCCACGUUGGGGUGCACCAUCUACAAUGUCACCUACAACAUCGCGCCAUGGGUUAGAUAG
This is a messenger RNA of Chaetomium fimeti, 1407 nucleotides long. RefSeq names its product secretory lipase-domain-containing protein. Lineage: Eukaryota; Fungi; Ascomycota; Sordariomycetes; Sordariales; Chaetomiaceae. The transcript has a single exon. Gene Ontology annotation, biological process: lipid catabolic process. The coding region runs from base 1 to 1407 and encodes 468 amino acids. Gene Ontology annotation, molecular function: triacylglycerol lipase activity. The record is from RefSeq and is a predicted model, not a curated record.